AUGUCCGACUUCGAAGAUGAGAUGGACGUCGACGGGCCCGCCCCGUCCAAAGACAUCACCUUCUCUUCCGACAACACGGCCAAGGGCAAACGCAGUGCCGCCAACCUCCCCGUCGAGGCCGAGGAUACCCUGCCGUGGGUCGAGAAGUACCGGCCCGUGUCGCUCGCCGAUGUCUCGGGCCACCAUGACAUUCUAGCCACCAUCAACAAGUUUGUCGAUUCUAAUCGACUGCCACAUCUGCUGCUCUACGGUCCGCCCGGGACGGGCAAGACCUCGACCAUAUUGGCCCUGGCCCGGCGCAUCUACGGCGAGCAGAAUAUGCGCCAGAUGGUCCUCGAGCUCAAUGCUUCGGACGACAGAGGCAUCGACGUGGUGCGCGAGCAGAUCAAGACCUUUGCCUCGACCAAGCAGAUCUUCACCAUCGGCGCGUCGGCCCAGCGCAGCGGCAUGGCAAGCUACAAGCUGAUCAUCCUGGACGAGGCCGACGCCAUGACGAACACGGCCCAGAUGGCACUGAGGCGCAUCAUGGAGAAAUACACGGCCAACACGCGCUUCUGCGUCAUCGCCAACUACACACACAAGCUGUCCCCGGCGCUGCUCUCGAGGUGCACCCGAUUCAGGUUCAGCCCGCUGAAGGAAAACGACAUCAGAGUACUAGUGGACAAAGUCGUCCUAGAGGAGGACAUUAAGAUUUCUGCCGAGGCCACCAGCGCGCUGGUCAAGCUGAGCAAGGGCGACAUGCGAAGAGCAUUGAACGUUCUUCAAGCAUGCCAUGCAUCUAGUACGCCGCUUCAGCCCAAGAAUGGACCCAAAACGCCGGAGAAGGAUAUUGUGCGAGAGCCCAUCACCAUCCAGACCAUCUACAACUGCAUCGCCGCGCCGCCGCCUGACGCUAUCGAGAAAAUUGCCCAGACGCUACUCACCACGAGCGACGUGACCAGUUGCCUCUCGACCAUCAACACCCUGAAGGUUGCCAACGGGCUGGCUUUGGCCGACAUCAUCACGGCCUUGUCCGAGACACUGGUCUCCAUGGAUGUGAAACCCGAGGCCAUGAUUCGCUGGCUCGAUGGUCUGGCUGAGAUCGAGUAUCGCAUGGCAGGUGGCGCAAGCGAGGCUAUCCAAACAGGUGCUGUGGUCGGUGUCGUCCGGGAGGGGUGUGAGUUGAUGGGCUGA
Messenger RNA from Neoarthrinium moseri, 1173 nucleotides. RefSeq lists its product as uncharacterized. The transcript has 3 exons. Gene Ontology annotation, cellular component: DNA replication factor C complex; Rad17 RFC-like complex; Ctf18 RFC-like complex. Gene Ontology annotation, biological process: DNA repair; DNA-templated DNA replication. Gene Ontology annotation, molecular function: DNA binding; DNA clamp loader activity; ATP binding. NCBI's taxonomy places the organism in Eukaryota, Fungi, Ascomycota, Sordariomycetes, Amphisphaeriales, Apiosporaceae. Bases 1 to 1173 code for a protein of 390 amino acids. The record is from RefSeq and is a predicted model, not a curated record.